CGGUUCUCUUAUUAGUCGCUAGAACUACCCCGAUACCCACUCCAGCAAAGCAUAGAGACAUUGCAGUCAGAUUGGGCGUCUGUUACCCCUCCUUUGCCGGAAGAAAAAGCAUAACAAAUCAUUAAAAAGCAUGGAAAUUUGUUUUAAAAAUAAGAGGGCCCUUGUUACCGGUGCCGGAAAAGGAAUCGGUAGAGGAAUUGCAGUGGCACUAGCGAAGUGUGGAGCAUCGGUGACUGCUCUAACUAGGUCACAGGCCGAUUUGGACACAUUGAAGCAAGAGGUGCCUGGGAUUGAGACGAUAUGUUUGGAUGUGCACGACUGGGAUAAGACCAAUGAAGUACUAUCACCCUUACCUCCUUUUGACCUCCUUGUUAACAGUGCUGGCGUCUCCAGUGGAGAGUCCUGCCUAGAGGUCUCGGCAGAGGCCUAUGACAAUGUUAUGAUGAUAAAUCAUCGAGCGAUUCUUCAAAUCACAAAGAUUGUGGCAAAAGGAAUGAUCGCAAAAGGCGAAGGUGGUUCUAUAGUGAAUCUUUCUAGCAUUGCCAGUCUACAGGGACUCACCAACCAUGCCGUAUAUGCAUCAUCCAAAGGGGCUUUGGAUUCAUACACAAAGGUUGCUGCCUUAGAACUGGCAAAACACAAGAUUCGAGUGAACUGUGUGAACCCUACCGUUGUACUGACUCCCAUGGCCAGGAAGUUCUGGGCCCAAGGUGAGAUGAGGGAUGCAAUGAUCAACAGGAUACCACUGGGCAGGUUCCUAGAAAUUGAGGAUGUUGUUAAUCCAGUUAUCUUUCUGCUCAGCGACAUGAGUGCAAUGAUAAAUGGUAUCACAAUGCCUAUUGAUGGAGGUGCUUCAGCAGCCUUAGUCUAGGGUAGGGCUUAACUCUUUGAAUGCCAGACUAAAUUCUAUUCCAUUUUGAUGUGUGUGAAUUAGGUGCAAAUACCAUCAAUGGCACUGUAGGGCUUACAGGGGAAGUCAACCUGAUAUUAAGUAGGUUUUGAUAAAAGCAGAACAAUGAGAGAAACAAUUUAGUGAAAGUUGAAGCAAUUUCCAAUUAAAAAUAGGAAAGUUAUGAAUUUUUGAAGUUGUCAUCAGUGAAACACAAAUUGGCUACAGUGUGAUGUAUCAUGCGAGCUCCUCCCCAAUUUUCUCUGUACAGAAAAUUUCAUUAGUUCUCAUUUUCUUAGUUUUUGAUGACGGAAAAGAUUUGUUUCAUAC
Molecule: messenger RNA, 1219 nt
Organism: Strongylocentrotus purpuratus (purple sea urchin)
Lineage: Eukaryota; Metazoa; Echinodermata; Echinoidea; Camarodonta; Strongylocentrotidae
Product: L-xylulose reductase-like
Exons: 8
Coding region: 131-871 (246 amino acids)
Biological process (GO): glucose metabolic process; xylulose metabolic process
Molecular function (GO): carbonyl reductase (NADPH) activity; L-xylulose reductase (NADPH) activity
Source: RefSeq, a predicted model, not a curated record